Molecule: messenger RNA, 2271 nt
Organism: Psammomys obesus (fat sand rat)
Lineage: Eukaryota; Metazoa; Chordata; Mammalia; Rodentia; Muridae
Gene: St3gal5
Product: ST3 beta-galactoside alpha-2,3-sialyltransferase 5
Exons: 7
Coding region: 184-1356 (390 amino acids)
Molecular function (GO): lactosylceramide alpha-2,3-sialyltransferase activity
Source: RefSeq, a predicted model, not a curated record
ACGAGUGGCAGGUCCAGCCGGGGUAGCCUUCUUCCAUGCCUCUCAGUUCUGGGUUUUUAAUUCAUUGCUGGAACCUUCUGAGCCGACAGAGCUGAACUGACUCCGUGUCGCCCGUGACUGUCUUGGGAACCUUCUGCAGGGUCACUGGAGGCUUGCGAACCCUCCCGGUGCAUCCAUGUAGCAAUGCCAAGUGAGUUCACCUCUGUAAAGCUGAGAAGUGAUUGCUCAAGGAACUCCCUGCAAUGGUACACCCGAACCCAGCACAAGAUGAGAAGACCCAGCUCGUUACUAAAACACAUCCGAAAGUGUGCAUUGCUUGGGUUUGGAUUGUGGCUCCUGUACAUCCUCAAGGUAAACUACACUGUCGAAGAAUGUGACAUGAAAGGAAUGUACGAGGUGAAGCCUGACCACAAAGAGAGAGCUCAGAGACAUGCUUGGCAAGUCGUACAGAAGAAAUGCCGGCCCAGGUUCGCGAAGAUGAGCAUGGCUCAGUUAUUUGAGCACAGGUACAACAUGGACUUGGAGCCUUUUGUGCAGAAGGUCCCCAGGGCCAGCGAAGCCGAGCUCAAGUAUGACCCUCCUUUUGGAUUCCGGGAGUUCUCCAGUAAAGUCCAGACCCUCUUGGAUAUGCUGCCUGAGCAUGACUUCCCUGAGCACCUGAGAGCCAAGGACUGCAAGCGCUGCGUGGUUAUCGGGAACGGGGGCAUCCUGCGUGGACUAGAGCUGGGCCACGCCCUCAACCAGUUCGACGUGGUAAUAAGGUUAAACAGUGCUCCGGUCGAGGGUUAUUCUCAGCACGUUGGAAAUAAAACCACUAUAAGAAUGACUUACCCAGAGGGCGCACCGCUGUCGGAUGCUGAAUACUACGCCAAUGACUUGUUCGUCACCGUUCUAUUUAAGAGUGUUGAUUUCAAGUGGCUUCAAGCAAUGCUAAGAAACGAAUCCCUGCCGUUUUGGGUACGGCUCUUCUUCUGGAAGCGGGUGGCAGAGAAGAUCCCACUCCAGCCGAAGCACUUCAGGAUCCUGAACCCAGUUAUCAUCAAAGAAACCGCCUUCGACAUCCUUCAGUAUGCCGAGCCUCGCGCGAGGCUCUGGGGCCAAGACCAGAACGUGCCCACGAUGGGUGUCGUUGCUGUUGUCCUGGCCACACACCUGUGUGAUGAAGUCAGCCUGGUAGGCUUCGGCUAUGACCUCAGCCGACCCAGGAGCCCUCUGCACUACUAUGACAGUCAGUGCAUGGGCGCCAUGAACUUGCAGGCCAUGCACAAUGUCGCCACAGAGACCAGGCUCCUCCACAGGCUGAUCCUGGAGGGCGUGGUCACGGACCUCAGCGGGGGCAUCCAUUGUGCCUUCUGAGCCCAGCAAACCUCACGGAGAGAAGCGGCGGGAGCCGGGAUGAGCCAACAGCCUCCACGUGCAUUUCGCCCCGAGGCUGCUUUGACGUGCAGCUGGAGUUUUUAAUCUUAAUUUAAAAAAAGGAACAACAAAAGUUUAGCCCUUCCCCCUUUGUCCUAUUUAUUUGAAUUCAGUGUUGGGUUUUGCACAUUUUUAUAAGUUAAUUCUCAGACUGGGAUUGGAAAGACUUUUCAAAGAGAAUUGUAUGGAAUGAUACUUUAUUGUAUUUUAAGGAAGUAAUUUAAUUUGCAAAAACUGUACUCUUGUAUUCUGCAAGUGAGUAGCCGGUGAGGAGGUGGGCGGGGCCGCUGCCCCUGUGGGGAUGGCCUGGGUUCUGCUGCUCUCCGUGGUGGAGCUGCUGGCAGAGAAACUCGCAGCCUCCCGAGUGAAGGGCUUACCCAUCGCCACUGGAAGGCGCAGGAAGUUGGGGCCACAGCCGCCGUCUGCCAGGAGCCUCCCGGGACUCACCCAGGGCAGCUGUCGCAGCGCUGCUGGCGGGCGAGCUGCUUCAUGCUGCACUACAGCCCAGCUGCAGGAGCACGUCUUCCCGCACCCGCAGGGCACUUGUAAACUUCCGGAGAAGUGUUUUUUCCUGCCCUUCCAGAGCACUUAUGUGUUACUUACAGUGCCGCGACGUUUGUUAGAGGUGGGGUGCAUCAAAAUUAUGACAAAGCCUUUGCCAUCCAGAGCCAUGAGGAGUGAUCCCUCUCCAGGGAUGGUCUCGUUUCUGAAGCACUGGAGUGAAAUCCUCCCAUUGCCAUAACUUAAUAAAAAGAUUUUCAAAUGGCUGACAGUGUAUACCAAGCAAUGUCAAAAAAAAAAAAAAAGUGGAAGAAAUAAAAGCUUCUGAGGAGGCCUGUGGCCUCCUUGUUGUGA